AUGAUUGUGACUGUUGAUUAUUCUCAGACAGAAGAAAGCAUUGAUGGAUCACUUCAAGACUCUGAUUGUUUCACAACUAACUUGUCAUCAAGAAAUAUUGAGAGCAAGAAAUACAGCAAAAUUUCUAAAACAACAGGGAAGAAAAAUUCAUCUGGAUGUAAGGGUUUCAUCCCAGAAUAUAAAAGAAUAUAUGAAACGUCAUUAUUUCUGUAUAGAGAAGAAAAAUCCACCGAGUUUUCAGGAUCAAAGAAAAUCAAAAAGAAAAGUUUACAAGUACAGUUUCAUAGUAAAAGAACUGAGAUCGCCUCUCCGUCCCUGAAGGUGGCAAAGGAGAAGACGGCUGGGAAAGAGAGCACUUUGUACAAGUUGCCAUGCCACUUUGGUAGUCACAAGACUUCACUAUGCCCUAGUUUAUCUUCCUCAACUCCUCGGAGGAAGGAGACAACUUCUAACCUCUACAUGACGUUAUAUGAACAAGUACAUGAAGGAUACCUAAAAUACCAAGAAUUAAGUGCACUUCCUAAAGCCUGCAUAAUUUUUAGUAAAGUUCGCCAGGGUAAGAUCAAUGUGAAUGAUUUGCCAAUGAUCCUCCACAUCCUGAAGAUUUCUAUGAGUGACUCAGAAAUGCGACAGGUGCUGAAGACCACUGACAUUGAUGAAUUUCAAGAUGUCUUGAAGACUUUUUCUAAGAUGAAAGGUGGUCGUGUGGCCACUGAUGAAGUGGCAGCUUUUUUGGAUGGCAUGGGUAUUCCAGUAAAUCCCGAGACGCUCAAGGAUGUGAUAAGUCACUCUUAUGUGGACAGUAACUACACGGUGGAUAUUGGGGACAUUAUAUUUGCUUUGGAUGAUCUGCAGCAACAGUAUGAAGAUGUCUCAAUUAUGGAUGAAGCCACUUCAAAUAAAAGAUUAUCAAGUAUACCAGGACCCCAUCUACAACCCAGGAAGAAAGGGAGUUCAAUUUCCAGACUGUCUGAACCUAUCACAUCAAAAAAUAAACCUCCCCUUCAACCUCGCAGUAAAACCGUGGAGAAACAUGAUGAGCCCGAACUUAAACGAUCAAAAACUUCCUUACAAAUAAGAAGACUCUCAAGUCGGGUUGACAGUAAUCAAGUGGGAUUUCAGGAACCAUACCCAAAGAUUCAAGAUUCAAAGUCUAAAUCAUCUAUCCCAAGGAGUACUACAAGCCUUGAAAAGUUAAAGAUUCCAGAUUCAAAGUCUAAACCAUCUAUCCCAAGGAGUACUACAAGCCUUGAAAAGUUAAAGAUUCAAGAUUCAAAGUCUAAACCAUCUAUCCCGAGGAGUACUACAAGCCUCGAAAAGUUACCAGAUAAAAGCGAUACUUCUACCAUCUCAAAACUUGAGAGGCUAGCUGUGAAAGAGCAGCCCAGCACCCUAAAACCAGUUGCAUCUAAGGAAAAAGCUUCAGUUAGGGCCUUAGGUCAGUGUCCCAUGUCUCAUUAUUGCGAUGGUGAUAGUGUCUGUGAGAGGGGUACAGGCAAAGAGAAAGUGAUAGACGAUGAGAUAAGGAACUUCCAGACAUUCACGAGCACACAUGGACAAAGUGAAAGGUCAGAAACAAAACCAGUGAAUUUUAAAGAGUUUGAUACCAUGAUGAGCAAGAACGAAUACUUCUCUCAAAAAUUAUUGUUGCUGGAUGCUAUUGAGAGACUCCAAGAUCUCAGCAAGGACCAGAUGGAUGUCCCUCACCUGUGGGACAUGCUGUCUAGUUUGAAUAGUCAUCUAAAAAAGGAUGAAUUCUUACAUGCUGUGAAAUUAGCAACAGUUGAUGGUGACAAAGUACAGCUUGAUGAAUUUUCAAAAGCAGUGAAGGACAUGCGGGACACCCUCAGGCUAAAAGAGUUGGAGGAGAUAGCCGUAGGUCUUAACUCACUCGAAGGUGAGAAGGUAUCUCGGGAGAACGUGGAAGAUUUUCUAGAGAAUCUUAGGAUUACAUCAUUUAAAGAUGAAGUGGAAAAAAUCCUUCAAUCAGAUAUUGUUUCUGAAGACAACACGGUGAGCGUUAAGGACUGUAUGGAAGCUCUGAGAGACAACUCGAAAUUUUCCAGCUACAAUGGGUUUAUAAAGGAAGCUCUGUCUUCACACCUGAAAUUACCAACAAUAAGUGAGAUCCAAGAAGCUGCUGACAGCUUGUCACAUGUUGAUAAUGGCAAAAUCUCCGUAUCUAACUUGGAGCAUGCCUUGAAAUCUCUGCAUGCUAAUCUAAGUGAAGAAGACUUCAGAGACGCUCUUGAGCACUGUGACACUGGUGAUAACAUGGAGGUGAACUUAAAAGAUUUCUUAGAGGAAGUGAAAAGUGCUCCAAGCUUUAAGGACUCCAUAGUCACACAGCUCCUCCUAGCCACUCCCCAAAUUCUCCAGAAGGAUCUAAUUGAUGUCUCUGACUUCAAGGAGUUAUUGGUGAAUGACAAUCUUCAUUCCGCUAAAGCCGUACUGACAGAAGUGUUAAAAAAUGUGCCUGAGCAUGAAGAAGGCAAAGUUACCGUUAAAGAUUUUAUCAUCAAGUUUGGGGAUACCUUGACAGCUCUAAAGUCUGAACGAGAGAAAGAGCAGCUUUACAAUGCUGACAUUGACAGAAAUAAUGCUAAUGCCAUUUCUGACAUUAAGGAGAAUGUCAGAAAGGCUAUAGGAAUCGACCUAACAGACAGUGAAGUCCAGAAGGCGCUGGAUAACACUACUCCUUCCAGUGAGAUGGUACAGUUGAAGGAUAUCAUCAGAGGACUGGCCAACACUGAUAUAUUUAAUGAGUGCCAGAGAAUAGAGGACACAAGCAACAUUGUCGAUAAAAUCACUGAUGAAAAAGUUGAAGUUAAAGAUCUUUUAUCUGUCAUAAAGAGCUUUGAGAAAUCUUUACAGGAGAAAGACAAGCCUGGGGAGUUUCCGACUUCUGAAAUGGAUGAAAAAGAAGUGAUCUUAAAAGAAGCAGUUACUUCUUUCAUUGACUCAUCUAGUCCAGCAACACCAUUCAACAGCUUACUGAAAGAGAUUACAUCUCUUGAUAAUAUCAGAAAAAAUAAGAUGGCUGCAAGUGAACUGGUCUCCAAUAUUAUGAGUACUGGAAUUCCAAUAAGCCACGAUACUAUGCAGGAGAUCCUGAAACAGGCCUCUGUCAAUGAAAAUGAUGAAGUAAGUCUCAAGCAAAUUUUGGAGACUUUAAGUACACAUAAACCAGAUCCUGUAUUGGAAGGAGAAGAGGCUGAUGUCACUGCUGUAGACGAGGCUUUGAGAAACAGGGACACAGGACUCACCGACGAGGAGGAGAAGAUUCUGUUUGAACCCCUGCCAGCUCUUGAUGAUGAAGAAAUGGAUAUGGAAACAUUGAUCAGGGCCAUGAUGAUGUUCAAAGAAAAAAAUGACAUUGCUAAUCUGUCCGACUUCCUGCACAAUCUGGGCAUUCAGCUUUCAGAUGAUGGACAUGAUGACCUAGUCAGCCAUCUCUCUGUCAGUGAUGAUGGGAAGAUAAGUCAGCUUCAGCUGAUGGACAUCAUCAAGAGUCUUAAAAGAGGAAAGGCUGAUACCACAAAAUUAGACAAUAUCCUGGCGAAGAUGGAAGAGCAACUCACAAGCAAGGAAGUUCAACAUCUGCCAGUUGACAAGGGGAAGGUCGAUGUUAGUGAACUUGACACCAUUUUGGAGAAAAUGGGAAUGGAUUUCUCUGACGAACCAUCUGAAGGACUGGUACCAAGUUGGCAUGUUCAGCUUAGCAAACCAUUGAGUGAAAUUCCUCAUGUUUCAGCCUCCGAAUGUGCAGCUUAUGGCCCUCUUAGACGACGAAGAGGAACUUUUGGAGAGGAUGUUUCUAAUGACACUCAGCAAUUUCACAAGGAGUUGGUGCAACCACCCAGAUUUAUCCAGCCUGAAUUCUCUGAGUAUGAAGAUGCUGUGGGCUGGAAGGCAAUCACUGAGAUGGAAAAGCAUCAGCAAGACCACAUGGACCACAACAGUUAG
Alexandromys fortis (reed vole) is the source of this 3966-nucleotide messenger RNA. It is a transcript of the gene Efcab13, whose product is annotated as EF-hand calcium binding domain 13. Bases 1 to 3966 code for a protein of 1321 amino acids. Lineage: Eukaryota; Metazoa; Chordata; Mammalia; Rodentia; Cricetidae. The record is from RefSeq and is a predicted model, not a curated record. The transcript is spliced from 33 exons.